Mesorhabditis belari is the source of this 699-nucleotide messenger RNA. NCBI's taxonomy places the organism in Eukaryota, Metazoa, Nematoda, Chromadorea, Rhabditida, Rhabditidae. The record is from the annotation of a GenBank genome assembly.
AUGAGAAAACAUUACAAUGACACGCGAGAGACGCGACUCCAAUUGUUUAGAGAAUUGCAUCAAGGCAAAACGACUUUCGGCUGGCAUUGGGCAAAUCUCUACAACGGUCUCGUCCCAGAGGUUUGGUGUCAGUCACUCGUGCGCAUCGGCGCCGUGAGCGACGGCGGGAAAUGGAUGUGUAAUCCGUGGGAAAUGCCCAAGAAUUGUGCAAUUUAUUCUCUGGGUGUGAACGAGGACACCUCAUUCGAAAGGGAACUUCAAACGAUCACCGAUGCGAGAUGCAAAAUUUACGCGUAUGACAAGAAGAUUGUUAACGUCAAGAGUGAAAUGGCGGCUCAUGGAGACGAGAGAAUCGAGAUUUUGAAGAUUGACAUUGAAGGAGCCGAAUUCAUCGUGUUGAGAGAGCUCGUCAAAGUGGUCAAAAUGUGUCAGAAACCGCAACCAUAUUUUGUUCUGAUAAUUGGCAUUCUCUUCAUCGGUUUCCUUAUCGUUUUCGUCGUCCCAGCUCUUUUCGUGCUUUUGAGCUGCUCGUCGGCCGUUCAAUAUAUCGGAGAAGUCAUGAAAAAACACGCCUCUGGAGUGAUGUUCAUCGUAAAAGAGAAGAAAAUCGGCGACUCGUAUGAAGAAUGUCAACAGCUGCAAAUUUAUCGUUGGAUCGCUUUGAUUUUCUAUUAUUUAUUGGUAAGAUUUCGCACAAAU